This is a messenger RNA of Trypanosoma cruzi, 948 nucleotides long. RefSeq lists its product as uncharacterized. Bases 1 to 948 code for a protein of 315 amino acids. Gene Ontology annotation, cellular component: EMC complex. The transcript has a single exon. The record is from RefSeq and is a predicted model, not a curated record. Gene Ontology annotation, molecular function: protein binding. NCBI's taxonomy places the organism in Eukaryota, Euglenozoa, Kinetoplastea, Trypanosomatida, Trypanosomatidae. Gene Ontology annotation, biological process: protein folding in endoplasmic reticulum.
AUGACCGAGGCACCGGUCUCACUGCAGUCACUAACGCCCCUUGACGUGAAGCAGCUUUCAAGGGAUCAAAAGCGUCAGCUCCUACGGCAGCACCGCGAGAACCCAUCACGCAGCGCGAACGUUGUUCUCUUGCUAGGGACGGAUCUUCUUGCUGGCGGCACUGGAGGCAUCGGCUCCGCGGAACUGUCAUGCAUUUACGAGCAGAUUCUUAUUGCGGCGCUGGACUGUGGCAGAGUUGACAUGGCGCGGCAAUAUCUUUCAGUCCUGUAUAAAUGGUUUGGGAAGCAAUCGGUGCGGGUGCGUCAUCUUGAAGGGUUGUGUCUGGAGGCGGAGGGGAAGUCGGUGGAGGCGGAGCGUUUGUACCGCGCCAUUCUGAAGGAGCAUCCGACGGAUCAGUUCGCCGUCUUGCGUCUUUCCGCCAUGUUAAAAAGUGAGGGGAAGUACCAGAAGGCCAUUGAAUUAUUAGAAAAGCAGCAGGUGUACACCGAUGAGAAUGGUGAGAAGCACACAUUUCUUGAGGUACACCGCGGCGACAGUCUCUCCGUCUACCGUGAGUUGUCAAACCUCUACUACCUCUGCGAGGACUAUCACAUGGCUCUUCAUUACGCCGAUGAGGCAAUGCUGUUCAACAGCAACGAAUAUCUUUCUCACACACGUCUGGCGGAGCUGUACUACAUUGUAGGCGACUACAAACGCUGCCUUGUUGAGUACGCACAGUCAUUGCGUCUCAAUGGCCACGCGAACAACUGCCGGGCCGCUUAUGGCCUCUGGCUUACGGCCAACGAAGUCGUGCGGCAGGCGAAGGCGGCUCCGAAGUCGUCGGAUGGAGAGCAGACGAAAGACGAAGCGGUAGAACUGCGGGCGUGGGCAGAAAAGAAGCUGUUGGAGAUAUACAAGGGCAGUCCGACGCUUUCGGCUGUGGAGGCCAUGCUGCAGCGUGUGGCGUGA